AUGGUAUUGAAUAUUGAGGUCUACACAAACUCCGAUGUGCUCAUCUCAUUUCGGUCUGCAUGGACGUACAAUGACAACCACCGUCCAUCCUCCCAAUGGCAUGGAGAGCAAGGCAUUAUCGGAAUUGCUAUGGGUACCGACCCUCAUACCACAUCGGAAAAACCAGUUGCCAAGUUCUAUUGGCCAGAAGAGGCGACAUGUCUGAGCGAACCUGAAACACUCGCGAAAGUGAAGGCGACUUACGGGUUUAACGAGUCCCCCGCGUCUACUAUCAGAAGGGCAUUAGGAAUAAAGGACGCUGAACAGGGCAGUCGGGUCUUCUGCAUCACCGUAUUCAUGAAGCUCGAGCCUAUCACGAGCCUGAGUUCCGCGAAGCAUGAUGGUAAAUUGUCAUCCGUCAUCAUAUCCUGGGAAGCCGGCGAAUCACUGAUUCACUGUGACAUCAGCCCCAGCAAUCUCAUGAUUUAUCGGACCUCAUGCAGUCGUGUGACAGACGUCCUCAAUGACUACGAUUUAUCAUCGAUUUAAGACGAUUGUCCCAGAGGAAAUGAGCGCACGGAUACGGUAGGGUUCAUGUCGAUUAGUCUAUUCACCCUACUAUCAGCCGUCGAAGGCAGCGUCGAGCACUUGUACUGGUUGAAUCGUUGUUCUGGAUUUUCGUCUGGGUCUGUUUUCGCUGGCAGGCUUCACAAGAAGAACAAACCUUUCGGCAAGUGGCCCGGAGUAGACGAGCUCACAUGCUGCCACUGAUUCAAAGCUAUUUUUGGUGGUGGUGUGUCAUGAGCGCAAACCCCG
This is a messenger RNA of Suillus bovinus, 795 nucleotides long. RefSeq lists its product as uncharacterized. NCBI's taxonomy places the organism in Eukaryota, Fungi, Basidiomycota, Agaricomycetes, Boletales, Suillaceae. The transcript is spliced from 3 exons. Gene Ontology annotation, molecular function: protein kinase activity. The record is from RefSeq and is a predicted model, not a curated record. The coding region runs from base 1 to 528 and encodes 175 amino acids. Gene Ontology annotation, biological process: protein phosphorylation.